Messenger RNA from Brachypodium distachyon (stiff brome), 2535 nucleotides. Its product is annotated as jasmonic acid-amido synthetase JAR2. Gene Ontology annotation, cellular component: cytoplasm. NCBI's taxonomy places the organism in Eukaryota, Viridiplantae, Streptophyta, Magnoliopsida, Poales, Poaceae. Gene Ontology annotation, molecular function: acid-amino acid ligase activity. The transcript is spliced from 5 exons. The record is from RefSeq and is a predicted model, not a curated record. Bases 413 to 2188 code for a protein of 591 amino acids.
AAUGAAUAGAACAGGACAGAAAAUUUUCUUGAGCUGUCUCUGAUUCCACAGGAUAAAGAACGGGGGGACAAUCAGGUGUCCCCAUCGACAACCCAUGCCCAAAAAUCAAAAAUCUUUUUACCCCUUUCUCGUCCCUCCGGGAGAGUCUGUACUGCACUACUGCUCCCACUCGCACACAGGAGCAGUUUUUUUCUUCUUAAGCUACAUAUAUGUGCUUCGUCGGCGAGUGCGUACAUACAUAUCUCCUCCCCGCUCCUCGUAGCCGUGCUCUUCGCGCCGCGCCAGACGCUGCCAGCCAGCCCCUCUUGCUCACCCUGAGCUUCUUGCAUCAGGUUCGAUAGGAUUGGAUCCCGACGCAUCAGGCUUGAGUGAUCCUGGAAGAAGAAGCAGCAGCAGCAGCAGCAACAACAAGAUGUUGGAGAAGAAGGCUGGCAGCGAGUUCAGCGGGGAGAAAGUGAUCGCGGAGUUCGAGCGGCUGACGCGGGACGCCGCCAAUGUGCAGCGGGAGACGCUGCGGCGGAUCCUGGGCGAGAACGCCGCCGCCGAGUACCUGCAGAAGCUGGGCCUCGCCGGGCGCACCGACGCCGGCAGCUUCCGCGCCUGCGUGCCGCUCGCCACGCACGCCGACUUCGAGCCCUACAUUGACCGCAUCGCCGACGGCGACGACUCCCCCGUCCUCACCGCCAAGCCCGUCACCUCCAUCUCCCUAAGCUCGGGCACGACGCAGGGGAAGCGCAAGUACCUGCUGUUCAACGAGGAGCUCGUCAAGUCCACGAUGCAGAUAUACCGGACCUCCUACGCUUUCAGGAACAGGGAGUUCCCCGUGGAGAAGGGCGGCAAGGCGCUGCAGUUCAUCUACAGCAGCCGCGAGUUCACGACGAAAGGCGGGCUGACGGCGACGACGGCGACGACCAACGUGUACCGCAGCGAGGCGUUCAAGGCGACGAUGCGGGACGUGCAGUCGCAGUGCAGCAGCCCGGACGAGGUCAUCUUCGAGGCCGCGACGGGGGACUUCGCGCAGUCGCUCUACUGCCACCUCCUCUGCGGCCUGCAUUCCCGGGCCCAGGUGCAGUCGGUGACCGCCACGUUCGCCCACAGCGUCGUGCUGGCGUUCCAGACCUUCGAGCGCGUCUGGGAGGAGCUCUGCGCCGACAUCCGCCGGGGCUCCCCCUCGCCGACGCGUGUCACCUCGCCGGCGCUCAGGCGGGCCGUGUCGGCCCGCCUCGCCCGGCCCGACCCGGCGCUGGCCGACGCCGUGGGCCGGGCCUGCGCCGGGCUGAGCAACUGGUACGGGGUGAUCCCGGCGCUGUGGCCCAACGCCAAGUACGUGUACGGCAUCAUGACGGGGUCCAUGGAGCACUACGUCAGGAAGCUCCGGCACUACGCGGGGGGUUUGCCGCUGGUGGCCGCGGAGUACGGCGCGUCCGAAGGGUGGAUUGGGGCGAACGUCGACCCCGGGGUGGCGCCGGAGUCGGCCACGUUCACCGUGCUGCCUGACAUCGGCUUCUUCGAGUUCAUCCCUCUCGGGUCCGGCUGCAGUACGACGGCUGACGCGUGCUGCGGCGAGGAGGAGCCGGUCGGGCUGACGGAGGUCGUCGUCGGCGAGCACUACGAGGUUGUCAUGACCACCUUCGCAGGAUUGUACCGGUACCGGCUGGGGGACGUGGUGCAGGUGGCCGGGUUCCACAACGCGACGCCGAAGCUGAGGUUCAUCUGCCGGCGGAACCUGGUGCUGUCCAUCAACAUCGACAAGAACAGCGAGCAGGACCUGCAGCUGGCCGUGGACCGCGCGGCCGCAAAGGCCCUCGCCGCCGAGAAGCUGGAGGUGGUGGACUACACGAGCUACGCCGACAUGUCGUCGGACCCGGCCCACUACGUCGUCUUCUUCGAGCUCAACAACGCCGACGCCGGCCACGACGACGCGCUGCGGGCCUGCUGCGACGAGCUGGACCGGGCCUUCGCGGACCCGGGCUACGUGGGCUCGCGCAGGUCCCGCGCCAUCGGCCCGCUCGAGCUGCGGGUGCUGCAGCGGGGCACGUUCCACAGGGUGCUGCGGCAUUACCUCUCGCUGGGCGCCCCCGUCAGCCAGUUCAAGUCGCCGCGCUGCGUCGCGCGGAGCAACGCCGGCGUGCUCCAGAUACUCGCCGGCAGCACCGCCAAGGUCUUCUUCAGCGCUGCCUACGAUUGAUGUACGCCACCACGCGUGGAUGGAUCUCAGCUGGAGAGCACGUACAGUACAGUGUCUGAAACUCUGAAUCGUAGCUUCAGUUCAGGCAGGGAGUACUGACAGUGACGCGGUUGGCAGUACUUACGUUACGUGGCAGAUCAGGUAGGUACCGGUACAGGUACAGGUACCGCAGGCAUGCUAGCUGUAACGUCUCUCAACAGGUGAAGUUGUCUCAGAGCGUGACAGUGUCUGUUGCUUUGUUGCCAAAAAUGUGUGUAUGUACUCCGUACCUACCAGUUCUGUCUCAUGCAUGUGGACUGUUUGCUAGUAGCAGAACCAAAUGAACUUGUCGAUUUGUCCCUCCCUAA